GUCUAAUAUCGUGCAGAAGGCUCAAGUCAUUUAUGGUAAUAACUCAUCUAAAUACUUUAUUAAUUUAAAUUGUGAAUUAAGUGUAUUGCGUGUUAAAAAUGUUGCAUUUGGAUGCUAGUAGUUCCUCAAAUUCGAAAGCUAUCAGUGAUACGUGCAACAUAGAUUUAAAUUCUAUUAUAAAAAUAGAAACACAACUACAAGAUAAUCCUUACGAUAUGAUUUCUUUAGUGUUCCUGUUGUACGACGUGCCGGAUACAGCGCUGCAGAGAUUGAUAGUAUAUCAACGAGUGAUGAGUGACGUCAGUGAAACAAAUAUUAAUUUGUUGCAAGAAUGGUACUGUCACGCCAGCAGUCGCCCUAACUGGCAACAUGAAUUAUUAGAAGCAUUAAUGAUAUGCCAAUUGAACUCCAUUGUAAAGAGCCUUGGUUUCCAUAUACCCACUAUGAGAGUAUUUUACCUAUCAAGUGAUCCUUUUGGCAGCAAGUACAUUAAUCCGGUAAAGAAAAUCCUUUAUCAUGCCUGUGAAAACAUAGAUUCUACAAAUCUUAAGAAAUUAAAAAAAUCACUUCUUUCUUACGACAUUAAUGUAAUGGAACAUACAACUUGUGAAAUAAUAUUUUUGGAACUCAUGUCUAAAAAAUUUAUAACAAUUAAUAUUUCUCAAGAAAAUAAAACAGAUGAGGGCAUCAUGUACAAUGUAGAAAACAUUGUAAACAUUUUGGACAAAUUAAACGGCCUAAAAAAAAUAGUUAAUAGUUUAAGAUAUCUCCAAAGUAAACCAAAUCAUGAUACUAUAAAAUUAAAACAAGAUAACACAAAUUAUGGGGUUGACGACUUCAACGAUCUAUUUGAUUUGAUCAAUCAAAUUAUGCCAAAUACACUGGAAAACGAUGACUAAUAAAAUUUAUUUUAUUUGAAAUAGAUUUAUGUCAGAUUAAAAAUCUAUAACAAAUUGGUGUAUGUCUAAUAAUGAAUCAAAUAAAUUUCACCUAUCCAAAAAAUCAUUAAACGAGACCUAUAAUUAUUUCCAUAUAUUAUAGAGGAAAACUUCUAAUGUGGAUGAUAUGGGUUUGAGAGAGUGUAGUUAUUACAGUUUCAGAUUCACAGUUGAUCUGAUUUAGACCAUGAUGAAAUGAUAGAAAUCAUCAAUAAGAAGCUUCAAUAAACAUGUUAGUCUUAUCCAAUAAUGAGUAUUUGUAUGAUGUAUAAACUUUCAGAUGGGGAAAAGAUCCAUUGUAAGCUGUUGACUCAGUAAAAAUGAAAGUGACACCAAUAUAAAACCUGGUGGAUAAUGAAAUUAGCCACUUGAGGAGCAAAUUAAAUAGUAUCCAUUAUACUAUUAGACUAUGCUGGGAGGUGAAAAUACUACAUGUGAAAUCAAUUAUACUGAACAUGAAGACUUCAGGUGCAUCACAUUUCAACAUGAGUUUGCAAACUCUUCAGUUUGCUAUGCUAUUUUUUUUUUUCAGAAUAUUGAUGCUACUUAAGAAUGAACUAAAUAAAUAUGAUCACUUAUAUUUUACACAAGAAAAAUGAUACCAAACUGUUCACAAAGUACAGCAUGUGUAGCUCUAUGCAAGCAUUUUAAGAAACAUAAUACAAGUAAUGUGUGAUAUUUAUAAGUAAUUAUAUAUAUUAAAAAUUACUAUACAUUAAUAUACAGAGAAUAAUGCAUAAUAUUUCUACUAUUUGUAAUAUUGAUUAUAUGUAAUACAUAGUUAAUUAAUGAUUCUAAUAUUAAGGUCUGUAUGUCUUUAGCAAUAUUAUAUUUUAGAGGAUGUUUAUUAUGUUAUACAUAGUUCUUUUUCUAUAUGAAAUAAAUAUUAUAUUUAAUUAAAAACAAAUUACAUUACGCGAA
This is a messenger RNA of Manduca sexta (tobacco hornworm), 1859 nucleotides long. RefSeq lists its product as uncharacterized. Bases 99 to 899 code for a protein of 266 amino acids. Lineage: Eukaryota; Metazoa; Arthropoda; Insecta; Lepidoptera; Sphingidae. The record is from RefSeq and is a predicted model, not a curated record. The transcript has a single exon.